UUGACGGUCCGGCACAAGUUACUUAUCGCGUGGGUUAUCGCGGGGGUGCUGCCGUUUAUUCUCCAGUUCCGAAGCUACUUGAGAUUUGCGAUGCCGCACAAAAUCACCCAGAGGCUGGUGGUGCCGCCCGGUUUGGAGAAGGAGGGAGCUAACCUAACUGAACCCUGUCCUGUCGAAGGUGCGCUCUUGUCCGGUACUUGGUUCAACCUCCACCCGACCCACUAUUUCUCCACUUUGCGCGGUCGACUGUGCCACUUUGUCAUACCGCAGUAUAAUGUCCACGGCAACUCUGUUAUCAGGAACGCAACAACUGAGGCGUACUACACGACGCCUCGUAGUUGUAUAAACGAUAGUCUCUCCUACGAACAGUACUUUUAUCACGGCAGCAUUGGCUACUUCGCGUUUUACGAGGAGCAAGUUGGCAGCUACUGUACGAGUGAUCAAACCGCAUACAUUGUUGGUCAGGGGGUUGGCUCCUUUGAUAUCAAUGGACGAUUACUGGUCGACGAUACAGGAAGCCGAAGCUACCGCAGCUCGUAUUGGUAUAGUCUUGGCGGUGCGAUUUGGCUCACUUAUCGAGGGUUUGUGCUGCGACGAUGCUUUGUUUCGUGCAAGCGGUAUGGCCGGCUUUGUGACGAAAUACACGAAGGUCUCAACCGAAAAGAAGCCAUGGUGUUUGUUCAAGAGCAUCUACGGCUUGCGGCUCACGGGGCCACCAAUUAUCACCGCGCAGUGGUGUUGUAUUUGCUGAUUGAAGGAAUCAUGACCGACUUGUUCCUGCUCGUUGCAAACGAUGGGCUUCUGGCGAAGGUGCAAUACGUUUCGCUGGGCUACAACUUGUCUGCACUCCUCUUGCUGCUGUUCGAGAUCAUUGAAACGACGAGGUGGUUGGCCGAGAAGUGGCGGGUGCGCGUCAAGAGACUCCUCUUCAGCUACGAAACCGCGUUUGUCGGCGAGGUGCUCACGGCUGUGUUUCAGCAGUAUUCUUUUACGCUCUUGAAUCGAUCGGAUUUUCGGAAAUCCCAUCCAGCAGCGUUAGCAGUAUCGUACUAUGCGUGGAGUUUGGUAGGUCACGGUGCUUUUGUGCUCACUAUUAUUGCACUAGUGAUAUCCGUACGAGCACUGUGGGCGUUGGCUUAUGUCUGGUUAAACCAUCACACGUGGGCUGUCUUCACUGCACCGUGUUGCGUCGAUUCACCAUUAAAGCUACGCAACAAAAUGUUCUUGCUGGGUGGAUAUCGGUACGAGAAUGGCAGACUUUACUACACUACGAGUGCGUUGAAAGCGUUCGGGUUGCUUCAAGCGGGGGAGGACGACGGAACGGAGUUCCUGGUGUUGCGGAAAAUUCACUGGUUCAGGGUCUUAAAAGACGACUUGGUCGCGAUCGCAACUAUAUCGAACCACCACGUAGAACCGUUCCCCGAACGCCCUUGCACGGGGAUCGUCAGAUUUUGGGAUCGAAGAUUGGGAGGCCCUUCUGUUCUGACUGGAAGUCGGCACUCAAUCUACAUCCACGUAAGGAAUCACGCGAGCCAUCCAACUGUGAGAUUAUCGUGA
This is a messenger RNA of Phytophthora sojae, 1557 nucleotides long. RefSeq lists its product as hypothetical. The transcript has a single exon. The annotation marks the transcript as partial. NCBI's taxonomy places the organism in Eukaryota, Oomycota, Peronosporomycetes, Peronosporales, Peronosporaceae. The record is from RefSeq and is a predicted model, not a curated record.